Lindgomyces ingoldianus is the source of this 1305-nucleotide messenger RNA. Its product is annotated as MFS general substrate transporter. The transcript is spliced from 6 exons. Gene Ontology annotation, cellular component: plasma membrane. Gene Ontology annotation, biological process: allantoate transport; transmembrane transport; dipeptide transport. Gene Ontology annotation, molecular function: allantoate transmembrane transporter activity; dipeptide transmembrane transporter activity. The coding region runs from base 1 to 1305 and encodes 434 amino acids. NCBI's taxonomy places the organism in Eukaryota, Fungi, Ascomycota, Dothideomycetes, Pleosporales, Lindgomycetaceae. The record is from RefSeq and is a predicted model, not a curated record.
AUGGCGGAUCUCAAGAGCACCGUGUCGAAGUUGAGCUCGAUCCCGAGACUUGAUGCAAUUUAUGAGAAGGACACUGUUGGAUAUAAAGAGUAUCGGGAGGGUCUCGAUAUCGAGUUCACGGAGAAGGAGGCAUGCAUUCCAUUCCACAAUACACGACUUCGAUGGACGAUCGAUAUCGUUUUCAUGGACAAGACUGCCAUGAACUACGUCAACCUUUUUGGCCAUCAAAAGGCUCUGGGUCUCUACGGUAGACUGUUCAACUGCCUCUCCGCCAUGGUUUAUGCCGGUUACUUAUUCGGGCAGUACCCUUGCGGGUGGCUGAUUGGACGUUUCCCUGCUCAACGUGUAAUCGGAAUCAGCUGUCUUCUCUGGGGCGCCAUGGUCCUCAUUCUUACACAAUGCAGGUCCUACUCCUCCGCUCUUGCCGUAUGGCUUUUCAUGGACGUUUUCGAAGCGGCUUUCACUCCAGGCUUAACCCUCAUGGCCGGAUUCUGGUAUACAAGGCGUGAGAUUCCACUUCGACACGGCAUCAAUGGAUCCUACAUUUCUAUGGACGUGUCAAAGCUCCCGCUGACUAUGAAACCUGAAAGAUGGGAGCUCAUCUUCUUGAUACUUGGAGGAGCCACCUGUCUCUGGGCCUUUGUGGUCUACUUCUUCCUCCCUGAUGCUCCAUCAAAUGCCUGGUUCUUGCCUGAGCGGGAGCGCAUCCUUGCAUCUAAACGUGUGUCCGGAAACGAGAUUGGAAUCAAGAGCAAAGGUUUCAAUACGAAGCAAGCCAUAGUCGCUUUCUGGGAUCCGAAAGCGUUGCUCCCCUUCACUUCCGUCUUCGCAGCAGCCAUACCUAAUGGGCAACAGUGGCAAAUAUCCUCUGCACCGUCGCGGCUGCAUGCACCGCAUACCUCCCACGAUCUAAUACCUGGGGACACCUUGUCUCGUUCUAGCUCGUCAACUGUCAGUGUUGGCUUCACCGUCUCCCUCGGCAGAAUUAGCUCCAACAUGGCGGGCUACACGCAUCGCACCAUGGCGUCUGCUAUGAUCUUCACAGUCUACUGCUGGGGAAACUUUGUUGCAGGCUCCUUCGUCGUUAAGGAAUCGGAAGCACCGGAGCACCGCGGUGCGACAAUCGGGUUGCUCGUCGGAUAUACUAUCAAGUUGGCGUGUCAUUUGGGACUCCUAACUUACGUAUUCUUCAUGAAUAGACAUCGCAAUAGGAAGUAUGGUCCAGCGGAUAAGACAAGAAGUGAUGAGGCUGGAAUGCUGGAUGUCACGGAAUUCGAUAACAAGGACUUUGGACAUGUGUUGUGA